CAAAUCGAAAUAACCUAAAAAAAAGCGAAACAAAACAUUCCAAUAUAUUUAAAUUGAAUUUAAUAUAUUUUUAACUUGAAUUAGUUAUGGAUAAUGUAGCAAGCACCAGUACUUCCAGAGAAGAAGAUAAUUUAUUUUUUGAUCUUGAAGAAAACGAGUCAAAUGAUGAAGAAGAGAAAGAAACGAGAACGCCUAACAGCAAACUGCCGCAACAUUUAAAAGGCCUUAUGGGCGAAGCUAAUCUUCGAUACGCUAGAGGAGAUCUGGAGACAGCCAAGAAAAUGUGUUUCGAAGUUAUAAGACAAGCGCCCGAUGCCUACGAACCCUAUUUGACUCUGUCUCAAAUGUACGAAAACGUGAACACAAACAAAUACAGGGCGUAUUUAAUGUUAACAAGCCACUUAGCUCCGCAUGACACGGCAAUUACUUGCCGAUUGGCGGAUUUCUGCGUACAAAACGGGGAUGUAGCCGAAGCAAUUAAAUGUUACGCAAGGGUACUUAAAUACAUACCUAAAAAUAUGAUGAUUCACAGGAAAAGAAUAGAGUUAUUGGAGCAGAAAGGUGACACGAAAAGUUUACUCAUAGCCAAGCAAACUAUGAUAAACAAUAUUCCUAAAAAAUACAGCGAUAUUAUAAUGCACACGGCAAUGGAAGUUACCAAAGAGCAUUACAAAAACAAAAAUUACCUCAGAGCCAUAGAAGUAUUAAGGAUACCUUUGAAAAGGAUUCCCGAAAUGGUUACGCACGAUGUCAUCAACGUCAUGUUGGAAUUACUGAUAAUUUGCGAACGUUUCUCCGAUUGCUUGGACAUUCUUACGCAAUUUUGCGGUUUCACUUUCGACGUUACGCUAACUGAAGACAACAACAUAUUCAUUAACUCGUUCGAACUUCCCGAAAACUUCCCCUUGGAUUUGCGCAGCAAAUUCAUGUCGUGCUUGAUCAAAUUGAGGGCCGACCAUUUAUUUCCUCCUCUCAUCGAUAAAAUGCUUGUGGAAGACGACGUCGAGAUUUACGGGGAUUUAUUCUUAGACGUAGCGGAAUCCCUGAUGAACGUCGGUUACCAUCAACAAGCUCUAAGCAUACUCAUAAUUUUAAUAAAGAGCAAAAGCUUCUCCCUGGCAGGUGUUUGGUUGAAAUACGCGGAAUGUUUAGCCGCAUGCAACAUGACGGAGCAAGCCAUAGAAGCUUACUUCACUGUUAGGAGCUUAGCCCCCGCUCACGUGGAAGUUCUGUACCCUCUGGCGAUGCUUCUUCUCAAGCAAAACAACGAAGAAGAAGCCCUCAAAGUGUUGGCCCAAGAUCUGCAAACCAACAAGCUAGACGUGGCUGUGUUGCUGGAGCAAAUGAAGCUCUUGAAGCAGCUGAACGAUUGGAACGGUUACUGGAAAAGUAUGGAAUUGUUCCUUUCCAGGCACUCCUGCGUGCUGAAGCAUCCGGAGGAACUAAAAAUAGUGCUAACGAAAGAUAGACCUUAUGAGAAGAUUGUCAGAUUAAGAAGAAUGAGGAAUUUCCGAAGCGAUAGCACGAAUGUGGAGCCGAAUUUCGACGUAAUCAGCGAACCGAGCAAGGAGGAGGAGUUCGAAUUUUAUUUGGAAAAUUUGCAGUUAGCUAUGGAUAGGAAGGAAUUCGGGUAUUAUAAGAAGUUUACAUUCAUGGGAAUGGUGUCGAAGAGGUUUUAUAAAUUUAUUGCUCAUGUUUGUUUAUUGACGUGCUGGGGAUGCCUGAUCACCUCCGACCUGUACCACGGGUACUUUUUAGUCAGAGACAACGUCCUCAUGUACCCGAAGAACAAUCUCUGUUGGAACUGGUUCAGUUUCAUAACCUGCGCGUAUCCAGACGACGGUAGGUUUUCGAGGUUCCUGGAAAGAGCCCAAUGCCUCGGUUCGGAAAACGGAAGGUUGAUGCUCGCCAACUACAAUUUAUCCGUGGGUAAUUACGUGUUGGCGAUCAAAUACUAUCUGAAAAUGUUCAAACAAAGCGGCACUUCCUUGUCCGCACUGCUGCUGGGCACUGCCAUGCUGCAGCAUUACUGCAACAGGCGAUCAGAGAAGUACAAGAAGAAAAUUAUCGCGGAAACUAUUACAUAUUUGUUCGUGAAUUACGCCCAGAUCAGAACUAAACAGGCCGAGCAGGAGGUGUAUUACAAUAUGGGCAGGAUGUACCAUCAAUUAGGCGUCAUAUACUUGGCGGAAUAUUAUUACAAAAAAGUGUUGAAUGUUAGUAACGAUUAUUUGGAAAAAUACCCGGAUGUUUUGUGCUUGAAGAGAGAGGCCGCUUUUAACUUACACGUGAUUUACAAGGCUAAUGGAAAUUUAAUAGCGGCGAGGAAUAUUCUGUAUGAAAAUAUUGUAAUUUAAGACACUCGAAUUGAUAUUAAGCGCUUAUUUUUAUAGGUAUUGAAAGUACAUUUGAUACAAUAAAUAAUUAUGUACCUG
Molecule: messenger RNA, 2435 nt
Organism: Phyllotreta striolata
Lineage: Eukaryota; Metazoa; Arthropoda; Insecta; Coleoptera; Chrysomelidae
Source: the annotation of a GenBank genome assembly